AUGAGUGCUGCCGAGAACUUCUGGGUUCCCGAUGUGUUCAGUGCUGCCACACUCCUCCGGCAGAACGAUGUCUACUACCUGUCAACAGGACGAACACCGGCUAUGCUGUACGUUGUCCGGCUCGAGGAGCUGCCGUACAAAUUCGCAGGUGGGCUCCCGAAGGAGGAGGCGGACGAGACAAGAAUCCCGGCCAACGACUCCAAGCAGGAUAGUUUCGAAGAUCCGCUGUGCGAGGGGGAGUCCACGAAAGCUUUGACGCUGAAGAUCGGAAGGAGCCUGGUUUCGAAGCUUCUGAUUUCGAUGGAAGAGGUGAAAAUUUUCGAUUACACUCUCCAUGUGGCCGGUCAGAUCCUCGAGACGAAGUGUGGCAACAACCUGCUGCUGAGGAGAGGAAGCCGAGAGUUUUCUUUGCUUGGAUGGCUGGUGGAGAAAGGUGGCAUCUUGAAAGCGCGAGUGAGCUCCUUGAUUGAUAUCUUGGACAGCAUGGGCAUCAAGAUGCUCAAAAAUGCUACGAAAGCUCAGCGAAUCAGAAAGAUCUUGACCUUGGAUGCUGUGAAGCAAGAGUGCUCGCAAGCCAGCAUCGACCGCAUUCUGAAAGCCUUGGAGCAGCAGGAGGAGAAAAGAAAAGCGAAGCAGGACGACAAGCAGCAGGCGGCGGACCCUGCCAAGGAUGAGGAAGAGAUCACCUGGGAGGAGCUCGAAGACGAUCCCGCAGCAAGGGCUUGCAGAGAGCUCUUGCAAGGGCAAGACGAGGAGGAGGAGGAAGAGGAGACAGUGGGAAAGGAGCCGGCUGGACAGGAGGCGCUUCCUGCUGCCGGUGGACAAGCUGAGGAGGCAUCAAGAGCAUCUCGGGCCAUGCUAUCGGCAACGACGGCAUUGCCACCAGACCUGCUACGCCUUAUGCCUUUGCCUCCGGGAACGUUCAUGAACAAAGUCGUCCACUCGAAUCGCACGCUGCCACACUUUCAAGGCAGGCUUCAGGCGGGACAAAUGGUGGAUGGCAAGACUCGUGUUUGCAUGCAGAUAAGCGGAUGGCAAACCUUUGUGACGAAAGCUGAUUGGUUUCCUUUUGCUGAGGAAGACCGCCGGACCGCAGCAGAGUCGGAGGCGUCCUCGCCUGGUGCAGGGCCGGCAAAGGCCUUUCCCUGCCCUGAUCUUGAUUUGGUUUCUGCUUCUGAGACUUGCCAGGCAGCCUCCCCCAGCGGGAGCGAUGCUGGUGCAGGGCCGCCCGCGGCAAAGACCGUGAGUGUCUGGUCGUGCAACAGGUUCGGCGACUUUUGGUGGCAUGCAGCAGGACGCUAG
This is a messenger RNA of Symbiodinium sp. CCMP2592, 1302 nucleotides long. The record is from the annotation of a GenBank genome assembly. Lineage: Eukaryota; Dinophyceae; Suessiales; Symbiodiniaceae.